Drosophila willistoni is the source of this 3346-nucleotide messenger RNA. RefSeq names its product tyramine/octopamine receptor (gene Oct-TyrR). Bases 138 to 2192 code for a protein of 684 amino acids. Gene Ontology annotation, biological process: adenylate cyclase-activating adrenergic receptor signaling pathway. The record is from RefSeq and is a predicted model, not a curated record. Lineage: Eukaryota; Metazoa; Arthropoda; Insecta; Diptera; Drosophilidae. Gene Ontology annotation, molecular function: octopamine receptor activity. The transcript has 3 exons. Gene Ontology annotation, cellular component: membrane.
CAGUUAAACGAACUUUAACUUCAAUUUUGAAUUGACUCUUGUAACAACAACUGAAAGAGCAAGAAACAAGGAAGUCAAGUGAAAAACCAAGAGGUCAAUAGUCGAAAAUUCCAAGGAAAAUUUGUCAAAAUGUCAAAAUGCCAUCAGCAGAUCAAAUUCUGUUCAUAAAUGUCACCACAACGGUGGCAGCAGCGGCAUUGACAGCAGCCGUUGCUGUCAACAGCAGCAGCAGCAACAGCAGCAGCGGCGGCGGCAGUGGCAACAGUUAUAGCCAUUCUGGAGUGGCAGCAAUAACACCCGAUGGUUUUAUAUUAACCAGCACGACGAGUAAAACUGAUAUAAGUAUUCAUCAUCAGAUUACUGGCGGCGGCGUUGUUGGCGGUAUUGGUGGUCAUCAUCAGGUCGUAGACGAUAUUGGUGUUGGUGGUGUCCAUUCUGGUCAUAGGAUAGGUGAAACGAAUUUAACAGUGGCUUUGGUCGAUAGUCUGGCAACAACAGUGGCCGCUGCGGCAGCGGCAGCCACCGGCAGCAAUGGCAUCACAACAAUAGCGACACUGUCCAACGAUGCAGGUGACUGCGGCAACGAUGGCGGCGUCGAAGAAUUUCAGUCAAGUAUAUUGGGCAUACAAUUGGCUGUACCCGAAUGGGAGGCAUUGCUCACCGCAUUGGUUCUAUCCAUAAUUAUAGUUUUAACCAUAAUAGGCAAUAUUUUAGUUAUAUUAAGUGUAUUCACAUACAAACCGUUAAGGAUAGUCCAAAAUUUCUUUAUUGUUUCGCUGGCGGUGGCCGAUUUAACGGUUGCUUUACUCGUCCAGCCAUUUAAUGUCGCCUAUUCGAUACUGGGUCGCUGGGAAUUUGGUAUACAUUUGUGUAAACUAUGGCUAACAUGCGAUGUCCUUUGCUGCACCUCAUCCAUAUUGAACCUGUGUGCCAUUGCCCUGGAUCGCUAUUGGGCCAUCACAGAUCCGAUUAACUAUGCUCAAAAGCGUACUGUGGGCAGGGUUCUCCUCUUGAUAUCGGGCGUAUGGAUAUUAUCUCUAUUGAUAAGUAGUCCACCAUUGAUUGGUUGGAAUGAUUGGCCCGAUGAAUUUACCAGUGCCACACCAUGUGAGCUAACAUCGCAACGUGGCUAUGUCAUCUAUUCGGCAUUGGGUUCAUUUUUCAUACCAUUGGCCAUAAUGACUAUAGUUUAUAUUGAGAUAUUCAUUGCGACACGCAGACGUUUGCGUGAGCGUGCCAAGGCCAAUAAAUUGAAUACAAUUGCAUUAAAAUCCACCGAGUUGGAUACCAUUCAUCAGAAUUCAUCAUCAUCACCAGUUGCCACCAGUAAAUCACGACAAUUGGCCAAUUGGUUAUGCUGUGGUCGUGUAGCUGGGGAACGUUUUCAAUUUACCACGCCCAUGAUACAAAAUGAUCAGGAGAGUAUUAGUAGUGAGACUCAUCCACAUCAUCAUCAGCAGCAGCAGCAGCAACAACAUCAGCAGCAGCAAGAAGGAAAUGAUCCACAGCAACAGCAACAACAUGUUGUCGUUUUGGUUAAGAAAUCGCGACGCUCCAAGAUCAAGGAUUCCAUAAAGCAUGGCAAGGCCAAAGGUGGUCGCAAAUCGCAAUCAUCAUCGACUUGCGAGCCGCAUGGUGAACAGCAAUUGCUUCCCUCAUCUGGAAGAAGUGGUGGGCCAAGCAGCGGAGCUGCUAAAUCAGAUCCUGAAAUAAGCACUGAGAGCGGCAGCGAUCCCAAGGGUUGCAUUCAGGUUUGCAUUACCCAGACCGAUGAGCAAACAUCUUUAAAGCUAACACCGCCUCAGUCAUCGACUGGUGGCACUUCAAUUGCCAUUGCGUCAGGAACGGCAACGGCGGCGGGAACAACAACUGCGACAGCUGCCACAUCGUUGCAAAAGAAACCCAGCGGUGUGAAUCAAUUCAUUGAAGAGAAACAAAAGAUCUCAUUAUCCAAGGAAAGACGGGCCGCACGAACUUUGGGCAUCAUAAUGGGCGUAUUUGUCAUCUGUUGGCUACCAUUUUUCCUAAUGUAUGUCAUUUUGCCAUUUUGCGAGAGCUGCUGCCCAACUAAUAAGUUUAAGAAUUUCAUCACUUGGCUGGGUUAUAUUAAUUCUGGUUUAAAUCCAGUUAUCUAUACCAUAUUCAAUUUGGAUUAUAGGCGGGCAUUCAAAAGACUAUUGGGCAUUAAGUGAGAUUGGCUUAGAGUCGGAGGACCAGCAGAUGCCAAAGCUGCUGCUGCUGCUGGUAGGCGUGGCGAGAGAUGGCGAGAUAGGGAAAGAGAAAGUGUAACUCAAAGUUUGUGCCAAACAUAAUGAAUCAACACACUUACACACACACACACACACACACACACACACACACACACAAAGUAGCAACAGAAAUAAUUGAUUACAACAAUACAACAAUUUGUCCUUUUUUUGUCUGAUGAAUUUAACUUUGUAUUUCAAUGUACACUCGAUAAAAGUAUAGAAAACAAAAGCAGAAAUUAUUAAAAUAUAUCAAAAUAAGAUAUAAUUGGCUAUUCCGUUGGGACUUGUUGCCAAAUUUCACAUGGAAAAAAGUUGACUUUCUCAAUAACAUUUUUUUUUUAACAAGGGAGAUACAGUUUAUUUAAAAGACAUUCUUCUAAGAUCGACACGAGCUUCUAUAGCUCUCGUUUCGUUUUCAAAUCUUGAAAGAUGCAAAAUAAUAUCAUUAAGAAGCUCUGAGCAAAAUUUCAAAAAGAUCGGUUUAUAACUUUUAAAGUUAUCGCCAAAUUAAACAAGUUUUAGUUUUGAAAAAAAAAAAACAUUUUACAUGUAUCUCCCCCUACCAAAAGCGAAAUAAAAUGGGAAAGUUUUGUACUGACACCGUCAAAGUUGACCAAUAGGGGCGCUAAGGUGCAGCAUACAAAAAUGCUAAGCUGAGAAAUAAAAAAAAAAAACUUGAAUCCUUUUCUUGAAGGUUUCAAUAGAGUAACUAAAAUCUUUACUUUUGCUUUCUCUUUUUACUUUCUACUGUGCGUAAAACUAUAUGUGUAUAAAUGUGCGUUUCUGCGUAUGUGUGUGUGUGCUUUUUUGUGUUCGACUGCUCCAUAAAGAGCCAUUCCAAAGGACAUGUCUGGACGCACUUAGAUAAAUGUAAACUGUUAUAUAUAUAUAUGUGUGCAUGUACUCAUAAAACAAGAAAAACCAAAAUACCAAAAAAUAUGACAUAUAAAAUGUGAAAGAGAGACGGCGCGAAACGGGAAAGAGAGAGAGAGAGAGAGAGAGAUAGAAAAUGGGAUAAAGGGGAAAUGUCCCCUUUUGAACUUUCAACUACAACCAAAUAAAAGGCAUCAAACAUUAAAAACCCAAAAUAAAAACAU